This is a messenger RNA of Rosa rugosa (rugosa rose), 1203 nucleotides long. RefSeq lists its product as uncharacterized. The transcript is spliced from 4 exons. Bases 31 to 777 code for a protein of 248 amino acids. Gene Ontology annotation, cellular component: kinetochore. The record is from RefSeq and is a predicted model, not a curated record. Lineage: Eukaryota; Viridiplantae; Streptophyta; Magnoliopsida; Rosales; Rosaceae. Gene Ontology annotation, molecular function: nucleic acid binding.
GCUCUGUGAAUCAAAGAAGCUCUCUCUGCUAUGGCGGAAGGAGGAGGGGAAGAAGAUGACUACAUGGGGGACCUCUCUCGAUUUGUCUCUCCAGAAGCUUCCGUUCCUCUCUCGAAAAAGGUAUCGAAUAGCAAAGCCUCCGGUGUUCAAGCCGCUAAGAAAAAACCCAAAGCAGUGAAUUGGCAAGAGCAGCGUAAGAUUGAUAGGGAGAGAAAGCAACGAGAGGAGGAUGAGAAAACGUUGGCGAAUAUAGAGGCGCCUAUUCCGCAAUCCAACAUAGGGUUCAAGCUUUUGAAGCAAAUGGGGUAUACCCCAGGGUCUGCCCUUGGGAAGGAGGGGUCGGGCCGGGCUGAACCGGUGAAGGUUGAUAUCCGGCGGUCGAGAGCUGGAAUUGGGAGGGAGGAUCCUCAUAAGGAGAAGAGGAAGAGAGAGGAGGUGAGGAGUGAGGAGGAGAAGAGGAAUGAGGAGAGCUUGAUGGAGGAGUUUGGGUGGAGGAAGAAGUCACAGUGGCGGAUUCGGAGAGUUGUGGUUAAUUUUAACAAGGCCAAGGCGGUUUUGGAUCAGUUGGAGAAUAAGGAGGUUGUGCCGAAUGAGGAUGAGGAAGAGGAGGGGGGAGAGUCGGAAGAGGAAGAGGAACAGAUUACAGAAGAGGAUUUACAAGAGAUAUUGAUGAAACUGAGAGAUGAACAUCGAUACUGCCUCUUCUGUGGAUGCCAGUAUGAAUCAAUGGAGGAACUAUUAUCCAGCUGCCCUGGAACUAAUGAAGACGAUCACUGAACUUAAUUCCCGAUGUGUGGACAUGCCCAGAAUGUAUUCCAUGUUUGACAGAGAAUACUGAGGGGUACACCUCUAUUUGGAGAUGGGUGUACUUGCUUGCAAUGAAGGAUUUUUCGUGCUUGCAGCCGACUUACUGUGCCUUGAUAUGCAACUCUGUGAGUCAAUAGCCAGUAGGGAAGUAAAUUUCUGCAGGCCUGGAGCUAGCCCCUUACCUCAGAGGGAGGUGCCGUUAGGAACGCCUCUGAGCAUUGGUUGAGUAUUCUCCCAUAUGGGGAUAGUGUAUAAGAUGUAGAAUUUGUCAUGCAUAUACAUCGGAGGCCAAAUGCUACUACACCUAUCAACUAGGGUACUUAAUUGAAAGGCUGAAGCCGAAUGCUACUACAAGUUAAUGUUGGUUUGUGGCUAUGGCAUACUUGUCUUUCUUUC